Messenger RNA from Numida meleagris (helmeted guineafowl), 2002 nucleotides. RefSeq names its product spindle and kinetochore associated complex subunit 3 (gene SKA3). The transcript is spliced from 9 exons. Gene Ontology annotation, cellular component: spindle microtubule; outer kinetochore. Gene Ontology annotation, biological process: chromosome segregation; mitotic cell cycle. Lineage: Eukaryota; Metazoa; Chordata; Aves; Galliformes; Numididae. The record is from RefSeq and is a predicted model, not a curated record. Bases 126 to 1532 code for a protein of 468 amino acids.
UCGAAAGCAGCGGCGGGCUCCGGGGCGCUGCUGGGUGCUGCUCGCUGCAGCCGUUAGCGGCCCUCGCUCGGGGGGUACGGUUGCCGCGCGGUCUCUCCGUAUCCGUCUCCCCUGCCCCGCGGGCGAUGGAUGUGUCGCGGGGCUUUUUCAGCGAGCUGCGCUCCUUGGCCCUCACGCUAGAGAAGGAGACGAAGCAGCUGGAGCGGGCGCUGCGCGGGGAGGACGCGGACUGUGAAGAGGAAUCUCCAAUAAGAGUUUUGCACAAUCUACACUGCGAAAUCAGGGCUCUGAAGGAAGAUGUUAAUGCCGUUCUUGGCAAGAGUUCCUCUGAAAGGCAAGAAAUUAAUGACUUUAUGAAGGCAAGUGAGAUACUGAUGCAAAGAAAUGCAGCGGAUCUUGGAAAAAUAAGAGAGCUGUUCCAGAAAUACGGCUACAAACCACACGUCGAGGUCCCUACAGAGGAGCAGGAAGAGGAGGCGAGCGGUGAUUCGAAGGCAUCUGACCAGAGUAAAUCUGAUCAAGGACAAGCAGACGACGUACCUCCCCUUCCUGCCUUUGCUGAGAACCCACCGGUGCCCAGGGACCCGCUGCGGAACCCCCAGCUUUCUGAUUUUGGCCUUUCACAGUAUGCUUUCUCCAGGCCCUGGAGUGCGUUAAAUGGACAACAUGCUGCAAACGCCAGUCAAGAAAAUGCAAAACACAAAACUCCCCUGAAAACACAGGCCCCCUCUGUUCUGCCCAAAACACCCAAAUGCAUGCUAAAGAUGGACGACUAUGAGUGUGUGACACCAAAACUGGAGCACUUUGGCAUUAGUGAACAUACCAUGUGUAUGAAUGAAGAUUACACGAUGGCGCUUAUUCGUAAAACUGCUCAGUCAAGCAACUUAGUUAAAAAAAGUGAUCAUGAAGUGAAUGCAGCAAAAAUGCCACCCGGGGAAAUCGCAGUUACUCCUGGGCCACAAACAAAAGCAGCAGACGAGAACGCAGCUGACUGUAUGGCUUCUCCUAUGGUACCCGUGUUCUGCACACCUGGUGUGAAAAUCCCUUCCCGAGCAGAUAACCCGGUGUUAGCCAAGUCACCAGAAAGAGACAAAGUGCCUCUUCCCUGCCACGCAGCAACGCCGCCACCUCCGGAUUUUGAAGCCCGAUGGCUAAAAAGAGAAGCUACGGUGAAGCAAGAGGAGAAGCCCGUGUUGGUGACCGAAAACUAUGCACCAGAGAAACAAAACAUAGAAGACAGCGUUCCUUCUGCCGUGAGCUCUGAUGAGUAUCUCAAACGUUUGGGAAACCCAUCUCCUCCCAAAAUAAAACAGUACGACCAUUUGCUCAGUACUCCUCCGCCUCCAGAAAUAACGAGGAUUCCAGAUGAUGUGCUACAGAUUCUGUCGAAGUAUAAUCAUAAAGUAGACUCUUCUAAAUCUAAGACAAUGGAGACUAAGGCAGAAGAUGCUACGAGCUUUGGAAGUGAUUUCAGUGAUUACUGCAACAAAGAGAACAGAGGAUAUCCUGGUUUAUUCAAGUCAGACGUCUGAAAUGAAGCUGAAGACAGUGUUUCUCAUUCAUGGAUCUUAUCACUGAAUCAUAGAAAGCUCAAAAAGCAAAAGAAAUACUGGGAGGAAAGACCCACAAAAGGAAAAAAUCUUUUUUUCUGGAGAAAACUUGAUAUGGAUUGACUUGCUUGAACUAACAAUUUUGUGUUCAAUUUUUUUCAUUAAAAUUAGUUGCAAAAUAGAUUGGGUUUUGGUUGUUGUUUUUAAUAUUGCUUCACUGGGGACUACAGUCAUGUAUUAAACUAUGUAAUACUUCAGUUGUUCCACUUGAUUCUUGUGUUUGUUGUAUGUGUUUGGUUGCAAUAGCCUGUAGAGAAGCGUAAUUAAGUUGCAAUAAAGGGAAAGUCCAGUAUGCUGCCCAGAAAGUAGACAUCUCUAGGCAGUCUGGUGAGACACUGCCUGUUUCAGGGUGAGUUUGAAGUGUAGCACUUCGACCUAUCUUCAGCAGAACU